AAUCAGGUUUGGUAAUCUGAUAAGUGAUGAAGGUAAAAAGUAAAGAGAAAAAGUGGUAACAAUGUGAUGAAAAGAGUCUCCUUACGCCUCUCCUCUUAUAUUUUAUAAGCAUUCUUCACUGCGCUUUGCUAAAGCUAAUACACCACAAAAUUACUUAAAAAUAUUUCUUCUAAUUUUCCAAGAAAAUUACUGAAAGAAGCCAUGGUGGGCUCGGGAGCAACAGACAGAACCAAAGAAGCAGUUGGGAUGAUGGCCCUUCACGAUUCCCUCAGAACCGUUUGUUUAAAUUCAGACUGGACUUACUCUGUUUUUUGGACCAUUCGUCCUCGCCCGUAUAUUUUUCCCUAUUUUAGUCAGAUUUAUAGUUUAUGCACUAUGAUUUUCUUGAUUUUUAUGCUAAUUCUUUGUUGGACCUUUUACAUUUCUUGCAGUAGAGUUAGAGGUGGUAAUGGCUGCAAACUUGGAGAUGAGAAUGGUAGCUUGAUGUUGAUGUGGGAAGAUGGGUUUUGCAGAAACAGAGUUACAGAGUGUUUGAAUGAAAUAGAUGGAGAGGAUCCUGUCAGAAAAGCCUUCAGCAAAAUGUCUAUUCAGUUGUAUAAUUAUGGAGAAGGAUUGAUGGGGAAAGUUGCUUCUGAUAAGUGUCAUAAAUGGGUAUUCAAAGAGCCAACUGAAUGUGAACCAAAUGUCUCCAACUACUGGCAGAGUUCAUUUGAUGCACUUCCAACUGAGUGGAUUGAGCAGUUUGAGUCUGGCAUUCAGACUAUAGCUGUUAUUCAAGCUGGACAUGGCCUACUGCAACUUGGUUCCUGCAAGAUUAUACCCGAAGAUCUCCAUUUUGUGCUAAGAAUGAGGCAUACUUUUGAAUCCUUAGGCUAUCAAUCUGGAUUUUACCUAUCCCAGUUAUUUUCUUCUAAGCGUAAUUCCUCGUCUUCAUCCAUGGUUCAUUUAGAGCAACCAGUUAUGCCGAUUCGCCCUUCUCCUCCGGUAUUUAACUUGGGCCAAAGGCCAAUCUCUCCAGCAGUUCCAAUGCUUACAUCUCCAAAUUUUCAAAAGACGGCCAAAGUUGGAAUUCCAUUUUCCGGAGAUGAAGCUCACCUGUUUUUACUCCCUCAUUCAUCUGAUAUGAGGGGUGAUCAUGAAAACGAUAUUAAGUGGCCAAAUGAUUCGACUUUCUUCAAUGCACUUGUUGAACAAACAGAUGAAGAUAAACCUUUGUUCAAUCCCGAUGGCUUUGGAAACAAGCAUGACAAUCAGAAUCCAAACUCGGGUUUGGAUAACAGUGAUAAUUCAAAUCUCAACGAGUUCUUGAGCUUGGAUAAUCAUCCAAAAAUGGAUAACAACUUCGAAGGGAGCUUUACUUUACCUGCAAGAAUAGCUACUUCUUCAACUUCACUUGAUCAUCACGCACAAAAUCCAGAGGAGUAUACGAAUGAAGCAGGAAUGUACUCCGAUGUUAUGGAAACUUUCUUGGAGUGAGUUUAGAAGGCUUGUUUGGAAGGAUGAAGAUUGAUCGUAAAUUGUAAUUAGGAAAAGGCAUUCACUAUGAAGAGAGUUUUUUCUGUCAUGAAUUGGAUAUCGAUAAGGGUGUGUUUAACAACUCGUGUGAGAUGUUUAUUUCUUGUCUUGUUCAGCAGUUUUAAAUUCAGUAUACCGAACAUUUCUUUAAUAUUUGAAAUUUGAUAAAUGCUCUUGAGCAUUGGAUGGUUGAGUGAAUUGCAUCUUUGGCAAUUUUCUCGCGAGAA
This is a messenger RNA of Olea europaea var. sylvestris, 1742 nucleotides long. Its product is annotated as protein RICE SALT SENSITIVE 3-like. The record is from RefSeq and is a predicted model, not a curated record. The transcript has 6 exons. Bases 202 to 1476 code for a protein of 424 amino acids. Lineage: Eukaryota; Viridiplantae; Streptophyta; Magnoliopsida; Lamiales; Oleaceae.